AUGAAAGAAUCUUAUGAUAUGCAGCAUGCAUAUGCUGAGGAUGCGGAGGAUGACCUAGUUUACCAGUGGGUUAGGUCGGAUGACUUAGAUACCUCGGAUGGGCGACCAGAGCCACAUAUUGCCGCAGAAGCAGAGACACAAGGGAUUGAUGUUAACAAACAUGUGGAGCAGCAAAGGUCUCCUGAUGAGGCAUUCGACCCAUUAAUAAGGAGUCCGGAGGGCAGCCCGCGACAGUCACUAUCACGCGGGACACGUGGCGGGGAAACAUUGUCUGACACCGACACUGAGUCAGAGAGUGAUGCAGGAAAUCAGUCCGGUGAUGAUGAUGGCAGCGAUAAGGGUGACGAUGACUCUGAUGACAGUAAGGAUGAUGAUGGUGGUGGUGGUGGUGGUGACGGAGAUGGUGGCGACACGGGUAGGAGUCGGGAUAAGAGGCCUCUUAGCCGUUUUACUUGGGAGGAGAAUUUCGAUCAUUCCACGUAG
This is a messenger RNA of Magnolia sinica, 483 nucleotides long. RefSeq lists its product as uncharacterized. The coding region runs from base 1 to 483 and encodes 160 amino acids. NCBI's taxonomy places the organism in Eukaryota, Viridiplantae, Streptophyta, Magnoliopsida, Magnoliales, Magnoliaceae. The record is from RefSeq and is a predicted model, not a curated record. The transcript is spliced from 2 exons.